This is a messenger RNA of Phycomyces blakesleeanus NRRL 1555(-), 1821 nucleotides long. RefSeq lists its product as hypothetical. Bases 1 to 1821 code for a protein of 606 amino acids. Lineage: Eukaryota; Fungi; Mucoromycota; Mucoromycetes; Mucorales; Phycomycetaceae. The transcript has 2 exons. Gene Ontology annotation, molecular function: protein binding. The record is from RefSeq and is a predicted model, not a curated record.
AUGUCAAAAAGAUUACCAUACGAUGUUUUAUCGUACAUUGCAAAAUACAUCGAAAGGGACACUCAGUUGACGUGUGCAGUAGUUUGUAAACAAUGGACAGAACCAUUUCUAGAUGCGUAUUGGCAUUACCCAUUUAUCAACAGUAAAGCAUUAAAGUCCCUUUGCAAAAAAUCCAACCGUAACAACGUCCAUCUAAGGAACUUACAUCGCACGCGGGGAUUAACUACUUACUACCUAACAGAGAAAGAAAUGAAGCUUUUCCCAACACUACAGCAAAUUUACCAGAACAUAAACCACGUUGAAUACAUUGAAGCCACUGAUUACGAGCCAAUUUUGAAUACUACCGAUUGGUCUCCCUGGAAGUCAUUGAGACGCCUGAAAAUCGAUUAUGACUAUACUUGGACAGAACUAGUUCGAGAUAUCUUGUUUACUCUAUCACCAUUGACUUCCCUGGUUCAUUUUAUAUUCAAGACAACUUCUUCGCACGAUGAUGAUAUUAAAGGACAUGGAGCUGCUUCACGACUACUUACCACGACUGGAGUAUUAGAGUCAGUAAAAGAAAUUGCUCCGGCAAAGACCAUCAAAGAGGUGUGCUUUGACAACGAUUCCCUUUCUACACCCUGGAUGUUUUACUUUGCUUGCAAGUACCCAAAUCUACAAACCAUCAGAUUCAAAGAUGGUUAUAGAUCUCCAGAAUCUAUUGAGGAAGAUUACGAGCCAAAAUACUACAAAGAUGACCUCCAAAUACUAUCAUGCCUUGACCAAUUCUUUCCUUGUUUGAAGUCAGCACAUAUAUUUACAGAAUCCUGGAACGGUUGGCCAUUUUCUUUAUUCACCUCGUCUCUUAAACAUUUCGGUGUAAAGCUAGAGUUUCUUAACUACGGUACAAACUCGUUCGGUCCAGACUGGCUGGUUCAUUCAAACAGAUGCUUGCAACCUGUGGCAGACUCAGUACAGACUAUGAAACUAGAUAUUGCGUAUGCCGAUGACAAUAAACUACGUACGAACGAUUUUAAUUUAUAUCCAUCACUGGUUAAAUUACGCAUUACCCUCCGGUCUCGACCCAGAAUAAACAUUAUCCUGGAUAAAUGUCCAAAAUUACGGAUAUUAGAUUUGAGCCAGGGUGAAGCGUUAAGUCUCUCAAAUUAUGCAAAGCACAGCCAAAACCAAAGCCUCAGUAUACAUCCAUUGCGAAGAUUGAAUGCCCAAUCUACAUCUAUCCACCCAGAAAUUUUUAAAUACCUAUCCUUCCGAUGUCAACAACUUUUGGACCUGAAAUUAUGCAAAAUUAAUUUAAUUGAAGGUGAUUGGCUCAAAACUGGACAGCUACACAUGGACAUGCUGUUCUCACAAUUGAACACAUUCGAGCUUGCCCAAAUACAUUUCUCCAAACAAAAAACCUUUAAAUUAUUUGCCAUUGCGCAAACCGAGAAUACCAAUACCAAUUCCACUUCCAAUACCAAUACCAAUACCAAUCCCGAUACCGAUAUCAAUCUGCCGGAGCAGAGCAACCAGCCACAAUUGACCCAGUUAAAGUGGUAUCACGUAUGUUUGGAUAACUCCAGUGGAAAACAAAAAGCUGCCAUAUGGGAACUUGGGAGUCAGGACAUCGACUUUGCUCAGAGAUAUUACGAAAACUUUCCGGAAAACCAAGCACGCGAUCAAGCCCACGACCAAGAGCAGGAGAACUUACCGCAACCUUCGGCUACAGGGCUGAUACCAAGAAGCGAUUGGCAAAAGGAUCUUCAGUAUGGUGUUAUUAUUAUUCGAGUCAAAUCUGUCAAAUACUUUAUUUUCGAUAGCAUCUUACUAAAGACAUAG